AUGACCUUUAAUACAUCGGAUUCCCUUGAACAUGCUCACACUCAGCCGGAUACUGACCUCGGUGACAAGUUGAUGGUAAAAUACAAGCGCGACGCCAAUCCCCAAGAUCUUGAUGAAGCGAUAGCAGCGUACCGGCGCAUACUUGAGCUCAUACCCGACGAGGACUACUCGUCUAAACUUGUACAGCUCAACAGUCUUGGGGUGGCCCUGUACACUCGCUUCGAACGCUCUGGUGAUCCUGAUGACCUCGACAGCGUCAUCUCGGCGGGGUACAAAUCUGUCGAGCUAUCACCUAAGGGCCACGAGAACGAGCACUUGCAAUCAGGCAAUCUAGGUUCGACCCUAUGGGUACGCUUCAGACGCUUUGGCAACACUGCCGACUUAGAAAGCGCACUCAUUGCGAAGCGUCGAGCUGUGGAUCUCACUCCCGACGGCCACCCUGCCAAAACACGUUGGCUGACGAACCUCGGAACCUCUUUACACGACCGCUUCAAUCGCUUUGGAGAGGCUAAAGAUAUCGAGGAGGCUAUUGCAGUCCAACGCCGUGUAAUCGAGCUUACGCCCGAUGAUAGCGCAAACAUGCCAGAUAGCUUUAUAUCCCUCGGCCUCUUCUCCCAGAGUCGCUUCAAGCGCUACGGUGACACCGCCGAUCUCGAGACUGCAGCGGUAUCUAUGCGCCGCGCCGUCGAACUUGCACCUGAGGGCCAUCAUGAUAAAGCGCGACUCCUGGGCCACCUCGGUGCCAUUCUAUGGUCUCGAUUCGAACGCUUCGGCGAUCGUGCAGAUAUCGAAGAAGCCAUCGAGGCCAAGCGUCGUGCGGUAGAUCUGACUCCUGAUGGAGGAUCGAACAAGCCGCGAUGGCUCACCAACCUCGGAACCUCCUUGCUCUCUCGUUUCGAGCACUAUGACGACGUAGCCGACCUCGAGAGUGCGCUUCGCGUGCAGCGACGAGCAGUCGAACUGACCCCUCAUGAUCACCCAGACUUGUCGUUCAGACUCGCCAAUCUCGGGGUCGCCUACCGAAGUCGCUUUGUGCGCUUUGGCGACAGCGCCGAUCUCGACCUCGCUCUGGAGGCGGAGCGCCGUGCAGUUGAUCUGACGCCCGAUGGCCACCCGAAUAAACCUCACUGGCUGACGAACCUCGGCGUUCUGUUCCAUGAACGCUACAAGCUGCGCAAAGACGUUGCAGAUCUGCAGAGUGCUCUAGAUGCGAAGCAUCGCGCCGUAGAGCUGACACCCGAGCAACAUACGCUCAUGCCGAUGCGUUUAUCUAAUCUCGGAGUGUCGCUGAUUGAUCGCUUUUUGAUCGCGGGCGACCCAGCCGAUAUCGAGAACUGUGUCGGGGUAAUGCGCCGAGCGGUACAGCUCACAUCUGAUGGCCAUCCAUCCAAAUCACGAUGGCUGGGAACAUUGGCUUCGGCAUUGUGUCUCCGCUUUGAGCACCUCGGACGUGCGGCUGAUCUAGACGAUGCUAUUGCAACUGGGCGCCGCGCAGUCGAGCUCAUCCAAGAAGGCAAUCCUGGGCUGCCUCGCGAGCUGAAACAGCUGGGCGAGAUUCUAUACGCUCACUUCAAACGAGAAAGGAGCCAGCAGAACUUCACAACGGCAAUCGAUUGCCUCAUGAGAGCAUCUAAAGACCGGCUGGGCGCGCUGUACGACCGCUUUCGGGCCACGGAGUUCGUCAUCAUGCUACUUACUCGUCAUCCUGAACUCAGCACCCCCGAGGUCACAUUACAGGCGCAUGCUCGUAUGGUCGAUGUGCUACCCGAGAUCGUGUGGCUGGGACACGACAUGCAACGACGUUUUCAAGAGUCUGCUCGUGCGGGCCGGUUGAUAUACGCGGCCGUGUCUGCUGCCAUCGAAGCCGGGGCUCUGCGUCAAGCUGUAGAAUGGAUGGAGGCCGGGAGAUCACUGGUGUGGUCGCAGGUCAUUGCAAUACGCUCGCCUGUCGAAGAGCUUCAAGAGCGCCAACCGGAUCUCGCGCAGGCCUUCCACGCCGUUCAACUUGACAUCCAGAGAGCUGAGCGCGAUGAUGCGUCGCUCCAUCUGCAGGGCUCUUCUGACACCCUCAAGGACACCGCCGGAAGUGAUAUGCUGAACCGCCAUCGUCAGCUUGUGGUCAAGUAUGAGCGCCUUUUGGAUGAGAUUCGGCGUUGUCCUGGGUUCGAGGCGUUUCUACGUCCACCGCGCUUUCAAGAUCUUACAGCCGCACUAGGACCAAAUCAGGGGCCCAUCGUGUAUCUGAAUACAACUUCCACUCGCGGAGACGCUUUGAUCGUCGAUGGAGGCUCUGUAGAAAGAGUUGCUCUCCCUGGCUUGAAUGAAGAGCGCGCCACGGAGUUGCGCAAGCGAUGGUGGGGUUGCCUUCAGGAGAGCGAUGUGCGCGUGCGAGGGAUGGCACCCAAGGGGCGCAUACAACGCGGUACAAAGGCGAUACUGCAACUUGUACUCAAGCGGCUGUGGACGUGGAUCGUACACCCUGUUCUACAAAGACUGUUUUUUCUCAACGAGGCACGCCGUGCUGAUCUUCCGCAUAUCACAUGGUGCCCUACAGGAUCGUUGAUGCAGUUGCCGCUACAUGCUGCAGGUAUAUACAGCUUUAGCACUUCAUCCGGGCUGCGAGAGUCUCAUGCCUUCGACUUCGUCGUCUCCUCAUAUACCCCUUCUCUGACGGCUCUCGCGCGCUGCCUUCGGAAGUCGGACGAGGCACACCAUUCAGCACCAAAGCUGCUCGUUGUAACCCAACCCGAAACGCCGAAGCAAGCGCCUCUUCCCCACACGCUAGAUGAGGCGACCAAGCUUCGUGCACUCCUACCAAAAGAGCAGAGGACCUUCCUGAACCACGACCAGGCGACGCUAUCUUCAGUCCUCCCUGCCAUCAGUCAGCACGCAUGGGUACAUCUCGCAUGCCACGGCUCCCAAAACGCAAAAGACCCGACACUCAGCGCUUUCGAGCUGUAUGAUGGACCGCUCACCCUCGGCGCUCUGAUGAGCACCGCAUCCGAUGAUGCGGAGCUCGCCUUCCUAUCCGCUUGUCAGACAGCGACGGGGAACGAGAGGAUACCGGAGGAGUCGAUGCAUCUUGCAGCUGGCAUGCUCGCGGUCGGAAUGAAGGGCGUCAUCGCGACGAUGUGGUCCAUCAAGGAUGAGGAUGCACCGGUCGUUGUCGAGACGUACUAUAGGAAGCUGAUCGAGCUGCGCGACUCUGGUUCAUAUGGAAGAGUGAGUACGGGAGCCGCAUAUGCAUUACACGAGGCGACGAAGCGUCUGAGGGAGGAAGUCGGAGAUAAUGCCUUCGAAAGAUGGGUGCCAUUUGUUCACUUUGGUGCUUGA
Messenger RNA from Peniophora sp. CBMAI 1063, 3333 nucleotides. Lineage: Eukaryota; Fungi; Basidiomycota; Agaricomycetes; Russulales; Peniophoraceae. The record is from the annotation of a GenBank genome assembly.